Rodentolepis nana is the source of this 1533-nucleotide messenger RNA. The record is from the annotation of a GenBank genome assembly. NCBI's taxonomy places the organism in Eukaryota, Metazoa, Platyhelminthes, Cestoda, Cyclophyllidea, Hymenolepididae.
AUGGUGCUCCUAAUUUCUCUUCCUUUUAUAACACUCCUGAUUAACUUUGUCCUAUCACAGAGAAAUCAAUAUCUUCCAGGACCAGUACCUACCAUUUCCUUUCCUACUGAUCCUCCUGAGUCAAGUUUCGAUAAUUCAUUUAUAGGUGAAUACAACGUUUAUGAGCCCAGAGGAGUAUUUUCGGAGAAUCAAGCAAAUACCACUCCUCAACCAACUCCACAAAAAAUAGCUCGAAAGAAGGUGCCGUCUCAAAGAGACGCUAUCAAGGAAAAGAUCUUUACCAACUACAAAAGUAAUGAACGACCGACUGAGCAAUUGGAUACUUCCACCAUCGUGAUGGUGAAUAUGAAGAUUCAGUCAAUCUUUUCCAUCGAUGUUAGAACAAUGGAUUACUAUGUGGAUGCUCUUUUAAGACAAGCUUGGGUUGAUCCACGUCUUGCUUGGGAUAACAUUCCAGAGCACAAGAAUUUCACUCAGCCUUUAGUCUCACCGAACAUGAAGAAUAUACUAUGGCUACCAGAUCUCUUUUUCCGAAAUGGUAAAGAAGGUUACUUGCAUAAAAUGACUCUUCCCAAUUACCUCCUUCGAGUUUAUCCCAAUGGUCAGGUCCUUUAUAGCCAGAAGAUUACAAUGCGUUUUGCAUGUCAAAUGGACCUACAGACUUUCCCUAUGGAUGUUCAAGAAUGUGACAUUAAUAUUGGUUCCUAUGGGUACACUCUAUCAGAACUCAAGUUUGUAUGGAGUGAAAGUGCUCCCAUUGAGUUGAAUAAGGACAUGCAAUUGUCUGAGUUCAACACUCCAAAAGAAUUUUUCACGUCUGAUUGCACAUCUGCGUCUUCGACCUCUACUGGAAAUUAUACAUGUCUUUUAGCAAAGUUUUCAAUCGCCAGGAGGUUGGGAUCCUAUCUUGUCACAACGUACAUUCCAAAUAUCCUCAUCAUCAUGGUUUCCUGGUUGAGCUUCUGGGUCUCCAUAGAUGCUGCCCCGGCUCGUGUUCCACUUGGAUUAAUGUCUCUUCUCGGUAUCUUAACUCAAGCAUCAUCGAUGGGAUCGAAUCUUCCUCGAGUCUCCUACAUCAAAGCUAUCGAUCUCUGGCUUAUCUUCUCCAUCAUCUUCGUCAUCAGCGUUCUCGUGGAAUAUGCUCUUGCAAUUACCUACUUGAGAAAAACAAGGAAAGGACAAUGGAGAAGUGAUGUGCGAGCUAUAGUGCGCGAGGAAUUGGCUAAAUGGUGCACAGCAUGCCAACAAAGGGAGUUGAAAAGUUUGAAAGCAGCUGGUGCAUUGGCACCCGGCAACCAUGCAGAUUAUUACACUCAAAUGGAAGCUAUGGUAGCAUUCAGAGAUGUUGUUGAGCUCUAUCAUAAACGACGUCUUGCUAGUAAUGGACAUAAUGGAAUCAAUGAGAGGAUUAAGGUUAUCACGGGAGUCACAGAAUCUGUAAUUGACGGGUACAGUCGAUUCCUUUUUCCCCUGUGCUACCUAGUCUACAACGCUUGCUAUUGGCUCUAUUAUCUCGUAAUCGUCAAACAAUGA